Molecule: messenger RNA, 1320 nt
Organism: Orbilia oligospora ATCC 24927
Lineage: Eukaryota; Fungi; Ascomycota; Orbiliomycetes; Orbiliales; Orbiliaceae
Exons: 3
Coding region: 1-1320 (439 amino acids)
Source: RefSeq, a predicted model, not a curated record
AUGGAUAACCGACCAGCCAUCAACGGCCUUGAGGACCGACCUCUUAACAUCCACCGCCCGCGUGUGAACCAAGUAAAUGGCUACCAAAGCAGCAGCAGUCCCGAACGUGUGUCGGGAUAUCAUUCCGACUUCAUGGAAUCCAGUGCCAGCGUCCCAUCAUCUCAUACAUCAAAAUCCUCCACCAUGUCGGCAUCGAACGUAGCCGCCUCCCGGUCCUAUAAGGAAGCUGCCAACUUCUUCUUAACGCGUCAGAUGGCCGAUGCUCUUGCUGUGUUGCGACCAGCUUUGAGAGAUGCUGCCAGCCAAUCGACACAACGGGCCACAAGAGUUAAGGUCUGGAGUUUGUAUUUCGCCAUCUUUGAUGCCGCCGUUAAGAUGUCACCGGAGGAAGGGAAGAGGAUAUGGGGUGGACAGGACUGGAGACGGAUUGUCGGAAGAGUGAGAAAUGGUUUAAUCUGGGAUGAAGUCGAGGACGCGUAUAAGGGCGAAGGACCAAUCGAUACCGAUGUUGUAAUUGCAUUGGUUAUGUUGGUUCUUGCACACGGGAACGACCAAAAGACUACUCAGAAACAUAUUGAAGCCGCUCUUGCCGAGCUACCUUCGGCUAGUGAUAGCCCGAAAGCUCUUGCCCAGAGGACUAAACUUAUGGAGCUCUAUAUUCUCCAUGUCCUCCCUCGGGUGGACGAGUGGGAUUAUGCUCGAGAGUUCUGUCAGAUGAGUCCCUUCUUGGACGCUGACAAGAAGGAGAACUUCCUUACUGCCCUGGAAGCCCUCCAAAAGGAAAAGGCUGAACAAGAGGCCCGACGUUUAGAGGAAGAAAGGAUGGCUGCUGAAGCCGCUGAGCGUGAAGCCAAACUUGCCGAAGAGCGUCUCCGAGAAUCUGCCAGCGCUAGCGAAAACCGAUCUCGUUCUACUGUUCGAAAGGGCGACAACAAGUCACAGAGUGGUACAAUGCGCAGCCGUAAGCGUAGCACUGCUCGCAGUACCGCAUCCUCUGAUUACCGACCUGCCAGCCGACGCUCUCGGUCUCAACGACCAUACCAGGACGAUUCUGAUGAUGCUCUUUCGACUGUUUCGGGCGCCCCCCGAAGGGCGAGGAACAUCUUUUCUCAGACCUCUAACUUCGCCGGCACUUUGGUGAAAUACGUCAACCACUCCGUUGGCGCGCAGAAGACUAUUCAAGCUGCAGUCUUCAUAUUCGCCUUGGUCUGGGCUCUCGCUAAGAAAAGCGCGAGGUCCAGACUGUGGAGGUAUCUUAUGUUUGCAUGGAUGAAGACUAUGACCACGAUUGGAAUGGGUAUGAAGGUGACUUACGUUUAA